Pocillopora damicornis (cauliflower coral) is the source of this 3511-nucleotide messenger RNA. RefSeq lists its product as uncharacterized. The record is from RefSeq and is a predicted model, not a curated record. NCBI's taxonomy places the organism in Eukaryota, Metazoa, Cnidaria, Anthozoa, Scleractinia, Pocilloporidae.
UGCCAACGCCAAGUUUGUUGAGCUCAUAAAGCAUCGCUUUAAUUUGAAUGAAAUUAUCUCAUUUUGUUUACAAACGAAGGAUUUUUAAGAGUUACAAGACCUCGACGAUGCUUGCCAGCAUAUUCCUUUAUCUUGGAACUGGUGCUUUCAUUAGCAGAGCUUCUGAUACAGCAAAUGUUUGGCAGAAAUCAAGGAUCUUACUUAUUGCAGACCUUGGCUCUUCGAUGAUUGAUGCUGAAAAGUUGCAAACAUCUUUCCUAGGAGCAGAUCAAGCCAAUUUAGGGAAUGAAUUUGUUAUCCUUCAACGAGCACGAGAUGGCGGCUUUGAAUCUCACGGCUCAUUUCAGACAUUGGCUAGUGUACAAGAUCGGAAAUACAUUUCCAUUAGAAAAGAAAACUUUCUUCCAUGGCUGUUAGAGAAGAAGCCAAAUUUUUUGAUAUGUGUGGCGGUCACUACAGAGGUUCCACAGAUAUUGACUGUAGCACAGAACAGAGGUUUGUUACCCUUGGAAACCAAACUAAUAAUAAGGAUGGUCAAAGAAAGUGGCAAGGCAGCUGAUGAAAAGAAUGUGAUUUCAAUGAAAACACCCAGACCUAAGGACCUCAAUUUCACAGGAAACAAUGGAAAUCGUCUAGAGUCAAGAGAAAUCACUUUCUCUUCUGGAAGAAAAAUUGAAAACAUCAUUCUAGAGGCGUUUCGGGAAGAAUACAACCGCGUUCAUAGUAGACAGAGAAGGGCACUUAAAGGAAACUCGGCAUCUUUAAACUCAAGAAAGUCAAGUGCUGUUGUGAGUACGUCGACUUUAAGUUCGACCCCAGUGACUGGUGAAGUGUCUUCAAGCUCAACUGCUCUGGUUAGAACGGUGCUAUCAAGCUCAAGCCCUAUGACUAGUACGGUGCCUUUAGGCUCAUCCCCAGUAGCUAGUACGUUGCUUUCAAUGUCAGCCCCUACAAUACGUGUGGUGCUUUCAAGCUCAACCCCUGUAGCUAGUGCAGUGCUUUCAAGUUCAAGACCUGCAGUAAGCAGUUCACACCUGAGCCCAAGUCGUGUAGUUAGUGCGGUAUCUUCAAGCUCAAGUCAAGUAGUUACUCCAGCAUCUCCAAGCGCAAGUCCAGCAGUUAGUUCGGCGCCUUCAAGCUUGAGUCAUGCUGUUAGUAUGGCACCUUCAAGUCCAGCAGUUGCUACUGUAUCUUCAAGCUCAAGUCCUGCAGUUAAUGUGAUGCCUUCCAGCUCAACUUCAGCAGUUACUCCAGUCCAUUCAAGCCCAAGCUCUGUAAUUAAUAUGGCAUCUUCAAGCUCAAGUCCAGCAGUUUUUCCAGCAUCUUUAAGCUCAAGUCCUGUAGUUAGUGAAGUGCCUUCAAGUUCAAGUUCUGUAGUUAGUGCAGUGCCUUCGAGCUCAAGUCUUGUGGUUAGUGCAGUGCCUUCAAGCUUAAGUCCUGUGGUUAGUGCAGUGCCUUCAAGCUCAAUUCCUUUAGUUAGUGCGACGCCCUCAAGCUCAAGUGGUAUGGUUAUCCCAGCAUCUUCAAGCUCAAGUUUCUCAGUUAUUCCAGCACCCUCGAGCUCAAGUCCUAUAGAUAGUGUAGCAUCUUCAAGCUUCAGAUCUAUAGUGUCACCUGUACCUUCUAGUUCACGUCUUGCAGUUAGCACAGCUCCUUCAAGCUCAAGUCCUGUGGUUGGAGCAGCGUCUUCAAGGUCUAGGUCUUUAGCUCUAUCAGCAUCUUCGAGUUCAAGUCGUGCUUUUAGUGCUGCUUCUUCAAGUCCUGUAGUUAUUCCGAGCUCAAGCCGUUUUUUCACACAAGUACAAUCAAGCUCAAGCACUGUGGUACCUUCAAGGUCACGCUCUACAGUUACGGCAGCACUUUCAAGCACAAGUCCUGUUGUAAGUGCAGCACUUUCAAGUUCACGCCGUACAGCUAUAGCUUCACUUUCAAGUACAAGUUCUGUUGUUAGUGCAGCACUUUCAAGUUCACGCAGUACAGCUACUACUUUACUUUCAAACACAAGUCCUAUUGUUAGUACAGCACUCUCAAGCUCGAGUUCUGUUGUUAGUGCAGCACUUUCAAGUACAAGUCCUUUUGUCAGUGACGCACUUUCAAGCUCGAAUCCUGUUGUUAGUGGUGUACCUUCCGUAUCAGUCUCGGCAACUCCCACAGCCUCUUUAACUUCAGGUGCUGCAGGUAGUAGUACAACUUCGAGCUCAAGUCUUAAAGUUACCCCAACAUCGUCGCGUUCAAUGCUCGCAGGUAGUCCAACUGUUUCAGCGUCGAUCUCUGCAAUUGGACCAGUAAACACAAUGACAAACUCUUUGGUUAGUUCAACGACAUCAAAUACUGUGGCUUUAAAAUCGAUCGUUAUCUCAUCAGCGACCACCGCGAGAAAACCAACUCCUUCAUCUUCACAGGUAGUGACUGAACAACCACUUGUUUAUGAAAAUGAGACCGUUGUUGUCGUGUUUGAUGGAGAUUGUAACUACGUCAAGAGCAACAAAGAUAGGGAGAACGAUUUUCGAGAGGUGGUGCAGAUGGAAGUAUCCAGUAAACUUAGGAUUCCAAGAUCAGCAAUUGUGAUGGGGAAUGUUGCAUGUGGUUCAAUUCGAGUUCCUAUGACUAUUCACCAAUCAGGUGGAUUAAAAAAUGUGGUACAAGUUUUAAAGAAAAUUGUCGACAGCGGAAACUUUAGUGUAACUCUGGGAGAAAAAAAGUUCAGGGCGAGUAAGUUGGAAGUGGUUCGUCCCACGUCACCAGUUACACAGGCCCCAACAACCGAAGCCAAGAGCAAUAAAAUUGCGUUUUAUCUUUACAUAGGAUUUGGUACCUUGAUGGCUGUUGUUUUCUUCGUCGGCAUCUGUGUGCUUAUUUUCCGAUGUCGCAAGGAUCGACGUGAGGGAAGCUUUUUCCUUACCAACGACACACAUUAUGAACUAAGGCGAUUUCAUGGUAUCCCUCGUGCGAGUUCCUACUCCAGGGUGAACUACUAUGGAGAACCUGUGGAAGUGGAUGCGACAGCUGCUGAUCCCAACGCUGAUGAUGAAUUUAAAGUUGGAGCGUAUUCUUUCAAUAGGUCACCUGCUAGAGGCCGCGGUAAACUAACUGGCACAACCAAUGGUGAUGCUCAUCAACAAGAUAAAUUUAAUGUCGGCGCAUUGGGUAUGCCAGAGUGGAACCUUCCAAGGCUGUCGGACAAUCAAAUGACUGUUGCUGAAUCUAAAGAAGACGUUCCCAGGUCAGCGGGGUCGGUUGGAAGUCGUCAACUUUUGAUAGAUAGUCAGGAGAGUUCCUUGGCGGAUUCGGCGCAGGCUUAUGAUAAUCCUGUUCUUACCUUUGGCGAUGGUCCGCAAGAGUUAAGUAAGGAAGAAAAUCAGAGCUGAUUUAGGAAGCAAGGAGUUUUUGUAUCUUCAGUUGUUUGAUUCAGCGCUUUGUUUUAUCACAAGGAAGCUGUUAAUCCUUCUGGGUCUGUGAGGCUCAGAAAGCAGCCUUUGCUCAAGAUUUCAUUUGUGCACCUGUAUGAUUA